GGCGCAUAACCUUUUUUGAAUCUUUAGUAGGAAACCGACCAUCGACUUCUUCAGAUCAAUUAUAUUUUAGUUAAAAAAAAAAUCUUUUCGGUUAGCACGGUUACAAUAAUUGUGAGUGUGCCAGCGUAUGAAGAGUGAACGGUUGAGAAAAAAAGGUGAAAGGUGUUGAAAAAGAAAAACCAACAUUUGACCAAAAUGAUCACUAAUUAUUUAUGUGAAGUUUGAGAUUGAACAAAAAAAAAUCAGUCAAACAAAUUCAAAAAAAGAAAUUAUAUUUAUUGAAAACCAUCGAUUUAAGUGGCACAUGCAUUAACGGUAAACUCAUUUGUAGAGGACAAAAAAAAACCUGCAAAAACCGUUGUUGUUAAUGCAACUAUUUUGUAUAAUUCGAUUAAAGAACAUUUAAUAAGAUACAUUUCGAACCGAAUCGAACGACAAAUUUAUUCUUUUUGUCACAUUAAGAAUCUUUUUCUCGGUCUUUUUUUUUGUUUCAAUUUAAAUUAAGUUCAAGUAGCAACGUAGCAAAGCAAUAUAACCAAAAUGACGAAAACCGAUCAAGUCACGACAAUAACCCAAUUGAAAUUGGCAAAAAAUGCCACAGUGAAUAUAGUGGAUGCCGAUUAUGAUAAGCAAAAAUGUGAAAUCGUACAAGAAGAUCUACAAAAUAAUAACGAAAUCAAAUGUGGAGUUUUGUGCGAUUAUAAAUAUGAAGCAGGUCAACAUAAAACCGACGAACAAUUAGCCCAUGAACCAGUAUUAACAUUACCACCUAAAAAGACCAAAUUUCUAUGGAUGGAAUUUGAUGCACCGCUCAAAUGGGAUAAUAUAUCUGGAAUAAUCAUCAUCCACGCACUAUUCUUAUAUUCGAUGGUAUGCUGCGAACCUUUGCCAAAAUUCUGGCAAACAUAUGCAUGGGGUUUUUUCAUAGGUGGAUUAAGUGGCUUUGGCGUAACUGGCGGUGCGCAUAGAUUUUGGACACAUCGUUCGUAUAAAGCGAACACACCAUUGCGUAUCAUUUUAAUGAUUUGCUUUACUAUAUCCGGUCAAAAUUCAAUUUAUGAAUGGGUCCGUGAUCAUCGUGUGCACCAUAAAUUCUCGGAGACGGAUGCCGAUCCGCACAAUUCAAAUCGUGGUUUCUUUUUCGCACAUGUUGGCUGGCUUAUGAUGCACAAACAUCCCGAAGUCGUUCGCAAAGGCAAAAUGCUAGAUUUGACCGAUAUUAUGGAAGAUCCAGUUGUACGAUUCCACCAAAAAUGGUUUAUUCCGAUGAAAUUGCUGCUUUGCUUCAUUUUGCCCGUUGUGAUUCCAAUGUAUUGGUGGGGAGAGGGCUUUUACUGGUCCUUCUUUUCACAAAUUGUAAUUCGUUAUACCCUUUCAUUGAACUUUACAUGGCUUGUGAACAGUGCGGCUCAUAUGUGGGGUACUCGACCAUACGACAAAAAAAUCAAUCCAGUUGAAAAUAUUGCCGUAUCAAUUGCUGCAAUGGGUGAGGGAUGGCACAACUACCAUCACGUCUUUCCAUGGGAUUACAAGGCGGCUGAAUUGGCACAUCGUUUUAACGUCACCACCUUUUGGAUUCAAUUGUUUGCUAGAAUGGGCUGGGCAUAUGAUCUCAAGGAACCCUCAGCUGAAUUGGUGCGAAAAACCAUCGAAAAAUGCGGCGACGGAACUCAUCCAGAGUUUGGCCACCACAUGAGCGAGGUCCCACCACCUGAGGAGAUGGAAUCAAAUGCUCACUUAAAAUCAUCAUAAGUAUGCUGACAACAUACGCAAUAUGCAUAUAUUUACACAUCGUAAUAAAUAUUUUUAUAGACAUAUUAUAUACUAUUUGCAAA
Contarinia nasturtii (swede midge) is the source of this 1835-nucleotide messenger RNA. Its product is annotated as acyl-CoA Delta(11) desaturase-like. Bases 541 to 1752 code for a protein of 403 amino acids. NCBI's taxonomy places the organism in Eukaryota, Metazoa, Arthropoda, Insecta, Diptera, Cecidomyiidae. Gene Ontology annotation, cellular component: endoplasmic reticulum membrane. Gene Ontology annotation, molecular function: iron ion binding; stearoyl-CoA 9-desaturase activity. The transcript is spliced from 7 exons. Gene Ontology annotation, biological process: unsaturated fatty acid biosynthetic process. The record is from RefSeq and is a predicted model, not a curated record.